CACCGUUUGCAGUGGAACCAGGAACACCACGCCGAGUCGGCGUCGGGGCUGGUAUCAUGAGGUCAGGCCUUCUCAGAAUUGCGAUAUAGGCUAGGCGGAGAAAGCUGCGUUCCGUGUCCUCCAGAGUGAUAUAAGAUCAGGCUGCAGGCCGCGCAGAGACUUCGAGUCGCUUCAUCUCCUACCACUCGUAACGAACCAUGGCUGCCGUACCCAAAGUCAAGCUGAACACAGGAGCGCUGAUCCCCGCCGUCGGCCUCGGCGGAUGGAGCGGUACGACGAAGGAACAACACGCGCAGGCAACGCCGUGGAUUCUAACGGCUAUUAAGUCUGGCUAUCGUCACAUUGACACAGCAUGGGGAUACGGAACGGAGAAGUACACAGCGGAAGCGAUUAGUUUGUCGGGCAUACCUCGCGAAGACAUCUGGAUCACGACGAAGCUUCCGUGGAGCCACCCAGGUUUGAAGACGGCUGAGGAGUCUCUCGAUGACAGCCUCAAGAGACUGAACACGAGCUACGUUGACCUGUAUCUUCUCCACUGGCCGCAAGUGGUUGACUGGCCUGACGAGGGACCAGAGUAUCAGGGUCCCCACAAGAUCCGUGCCAAUGCUCCGUCUUCCAACGAGACGUGGGCGCAGAUGGAAGAACUCUACAAGAAGGGCAAGGCGAAAAACAUUGGCGUCAGUAACUUCUCCGUCAAGAAUCUGGAGAAGCUUCUGCAGACGGCGAAGAUCACACCGGCCGUCAACCAGGUCGAACUGCACCCUUAUCUCGCUCAACCUCAGCUGAAGGAGUACUGUGAUACGAAGGGUAUCGUCUUGACUGCCUAUACCCCAACUGGCUACGACACCGUACGAUCAGACUCAACCAUCGUCGAAUUGGCAGAGAAGUACAAGGUAUCCCCUGCCCAAAUAAUCCUUGGUUGGCACCUCGCUCGGGGCGUCGUCGUUGUGCCCAAGAGCUCCAAUGCGACCAGACAAAGGGACAACCUGAACCUGCCGACCUUGUCUCCUGAGGACGUCCAGCGUGUGACGGCCUUAGAUCGUAACCAGCGGCUAUGCAACAAGCCGGAUGAAAAUGGCGUGGUGAGUGGCUGGACCCUGGAAGAGUUGGGCUGGUGAAGAAGGUCUGUUCGAAAUCGAAAGAAGAUCGGACUCGGAGCGCCGUGCACGCUUCAUGUCAAUUGUACAGUAUGCGGAGACCAUAUUACUCAGGAGGCAGAUCA
Messenger RNA from Fomitopsis serialis, 1222 nucleotides. RefSeq names its product NADP-dependent oxidoreductase domain-containing protein. Gene Ontology annotation, molecular function: oxidoreductase activity. Lineage: Eukaryota; Fungi; Basidiomycota; Agaricomycetes; Polyporales; Fomitopsidaceae. The record is from RefSeq and is a predicted model, not a curated record. The transcript has 11 exons. Bases 198 to 1118 code for a protein of 306 amino acids.